Exophiala mesophila is the source of this 1698-nucleotide messenger RNA. RefSeq lists its product as uncharacterized. Bases 21 to 1505 code for a protein of 494 amino acids. The transcript has a single exon. Gene Ontology annotation, molecular function: protein binding. The record is from RefSeq and is a predicted model, not a curated record. Lineage: Eukaryota; Fungi; Ascomycota; Eurotiomycetes; Chaetothyriales; Herpotrichiellaceae.
CUCAUAUUCUCCAUGUCUUGAUGACCCAGACACGCCAGGACAUGGAUCCGUCCUCUCGUCCUCUUUCGUUGGCUUCACUUCCUCCAGAGAUCCUCCAUCAAAUCCUUGAAUACCUUCCUAUUUCUUCGCUGCUGUCCUUUUCUCAGGCCUCCAAGCGUUAUCAUCGCAUAUCCACCUCCGCCCUCCACACACUACACCUCGCUGUUCUUCCUCGGCGUAUCUAUGGCGUCUUGGCUUUCUUGAAUUCUCUAUCUCUCGACGACUUGGACAUCUCCGACUCGGUCGGCCAAUCAUGCGCCUUGGAUCAGGUCAUUGUGACUUCAAAGAUCCAAUCCCCUGCUGCUGAGUUGUCAAAGAAUGCAAAAAGAUCCAAUGACCUGAAUAUCAGUCCAGCCGAUUAUCGAGAUCAACUUUUUACUCUUCAAAACGCUCUUGCUUGCAAAGUCCUCUCGACUCCUGCUCUAUCAAGUCUCCAAACUUUGACCCUUCACCUCUAUCAUUUGUCCUCUCCAGCCCUUACGAGAAUACUCGCCACUUCUCUUCCACAUCUGCGUCACUUGAACCUCAACUUUUUCCAUCCAUACAUCCAUGACACUUGCUUACCCGCCCACUACUGGGCUUCAUCAGUCUUUCUCAAAGGGAGUCCCAUCUGGAACUCACUCGCCGGUCUUGGCGCCGACCAUGCCGCAAAUCUCUCCCUUCGAAAUUUGGAGAGCCUGACUCUCGCAAGGGUAGGCAUCACCUCGGUUCAACUCAGGCGGUGGAUUCAGAACAACCCAAAUCUGAAGCAGUUGGCUUUUCGCAAUGUCACAGGAGUUGAUCAAGAAUUUGUCGAGUGGCUAGGACUCUACUACAAUUCUCAAAAUCAUAAUCGAGAUGUCCCGCGAAUCGCCAGAUUGACCGUUUUGAUCCUGGAGCACUGUGCCAGUCUCAAGCUGAAAAGUGUUGAGGAUUUCUACUGGCUGGAUAAUCUCUUUGAGAUCCUCCCCAAUUCCAAAAAUAGCGGUUCGGUUUUGGGCACCGCAGGACUAGACGUUCUUUCCCUACGGACGCAUGGCGCCAUCUCAACUGCCAAUUUUCUCGCCUAUCUCGAGCUGCGCAAGCCAGCAAUCGAGCAAGUCACCGUUCCAGAUGGCCGUGUUUUCGUAGCCAACCCCACUACUCCUCCAAACCAGAAAUCCCAUCUAUCGCCUCCUCUUCUUCACCACACUGGAAGUCGUCAAAACAGCUCACAGAGUCUGAACAGUCUGCCCGAGCAGGACACUCACCAAGAUUGGAGCGAUGACAAUCAGCCUUUAUCAUUUCUAUGCCAAAGCUAUUCCGAAGCCUUUGCCUGGUCCUCACUCCACGGUAGCAUUCCUCGUCCCGGUGGGUUACCUGUCACACACCCAUCUCAGGAUGGAAAUUCUCUCAUUGAGGUUGAUGAGGCAGAGGCUUCAAAUUCUGCUGCGUAUCAAGCCGACAAUCGACUGAUCAGACCAAUCGUAAGGAGACUUCGGAAAUGAGCUUCUUUUUCACAAACUUGCAUUCAACGCUGCUCUGUUUUGAUCUGCUGUUUUCUGUUUGAGCUUUUCCUGGGACGAGCACAUGUGACAAUGCGGAAUGCCGCCAUGAUGCGAAAUGAUAUAUUAGAAUGAUUCAUGACUAUCACAUAGAUGUAUUAUGAUGAUGAACAGAAUAUCAAAUCAAGAUUUCUUG